UGGAGUUUUAAUCUAAGGGAAAGUGAUACACUAUUUAUAUCCGAGUUACAACUUUGUCUACUAAGAGUCAUUCAUUCCAUUCAGUGUUCAAGAUAUUGCAGUUAUCAUUACACAAUGUUAAAGAGAAAGAUUAUCAUCGACACUGACUGCGGCGGCGACGAUGCCGUUGCCAUCAUGGCGGCUUUGUCUGACCCUAAUACCGAGGUUCUUGCCAUCACAGCUGUUUGGGGCAACGUCGAUGUUGAUCAAGGAAUGCAAAAUCUUGGCAAAAUCCUUGAUCUCUACGAUAUUGAUAUCCCGCUGUUUAAAGGUGCAGACAGGCCUCUUCUUGGCGAGCGUGAAACUACGAUAUGGGGUGGCUUCGGAAAUGAUGGCUUUGGUGACGCGGAUAUCCCAAAUUCUAAACGUGUCGAGAAGCAGUCCAAGCUCCAUGCUGCACUGGCCUUGACACAGAUUUUGAGAGAUAUUGAAAAAAAAGAAGACGAGGUCUAUCAGUUGGUGUGUCUUGGCCCACUUACUAAUAUUGCGAUUGCGCUUCGCCUGGAUUCGGAAGCUUUUCACGUGCUUGGGAACGACACCAACCCGGCUAUUACGGUUAUGGGAGGCGCCAGUGAGGCUAAAGGUAACUCAAAUAUGGCAGCUGAGUUCAAUAUUCAUUGCGAUCCAGAGGCUGCAUAUGUUGUAUUUAAUCAAAGGGGUAUGGCGCCGAUUCAACUAAUCUCAUGGGAACUCACGGUCCAGUGCCCCAUGAGUUGGCCCUUUUUUGAUGAAUGGAUUGGUCGAGGCUCGUCAAAACCGAAAAACGCCACCCAAGAGUUUAUUGAGAAAAUAUUCAGGCGUCUCGAGGACUUCACACGUCCGUUAGAAGACGGGACAAAGGCCGACAUUGGCGAUGCAGAGGUCACUCAGGACGUCACCUGCGUUAUUCCAGACCCGGUAGCGAUGGUGGCCAUGUUGCACCCAGAGUCUAUCCUAGACAGCUUCACGACCUAUUGUACUGUCGAGUUGCACGGCCGAGAGACACGUGGUGCUAUUUGUCUCGAUUGGUAUGGUACCGAUGAAUCAAUGGCAAAAAAGAAGCGUUGGCGUAACUGUAAGCUGGUGACACGCGUUGACACCGAUGUUUUUCUCUCUGCAAUGAACCAGAUUAUGUACAGAGAAAUCGGAGAAAAAUGAUUGCAUCGUAGAGUUAAUCUACAAAAUGGAAGUAAUUGAAAAAGUUUCGUGCUAAAUUAAAUCCGUUAAACGUUGAUUGUAACAUAACGUCGAAUGAAUAUAGGAAGAAAAUAAAUAUAUAUGUAAUUAUAGACAAAUAUAUCUAAAAAGGAGUAAUAAUAAUUUUCUUAAUAAAAUAGCAUGCAUCAUAUAAUCAUAUAAUGUACUAAGUAAACAUUGCAUUGCUAGCGUACAGCGUUAUUUUUUGGGUUGGCAUAAUAUUUUAAAGCGUUUUAUUCGAGUCGCUCGGUUGAUAUGAAUCGAUAGGAAAUUGGCUAGGGGCUGUUUUGUUUUUCAUUACUUUAAAACUCAGUUAAAUGAAAAACUGAACAAUAUAU
Phytomonas sp. EM1 is the source of this 1553-nucleotide messenger RNA. The record is from the annotation of a GenBank genome assembly. NCBI's taxonomy places the organism in Eukaryota, Euglenozoa, Kinetoplastea, Trypanosomatida, Trypanosomatidae.